Drosophila elegans is the source of this 1397-nucleotide messenger RNA. RefSeq names its product box C/D snoRNA protein 1. Gene Ontology annotation, biological process: snoRNA localization; maturation of LSU-rRNA from tricistronic rRNA transcript (SSU-rRNA, 5.8S rRNA, LSU-rRNA); box C/D snoRNP assembly. Gene Ontology annotation, cellular component: nucleus; pre-snoRNP complex. Lineage: Eukaryota; Metazoa; Arthropoda; Insecta; Diptera; Drosophilidae. Bases 172 to 1179 code for a protein of 335 amino acids. The record is from RefSeq and is a predicted model, not a curated record. The transcript is spliced from 4 exons.
GUCGGAUAUUCUAAAAGCGCGUGUGCGUGGCCUGUAAAUUAUACACUAGACCAAUUGACCGAUAAGAUUUAAUCAGUACAUAUGCUAACCCAUGAUAAUUAGCAGUUGGCCAACACUGCCAAAAUGUAAACAGUGGUAACACGCGGGUUCAGUUGAAAUUGAAAUGAAUAGAUGAUGGCCGCGGAAACAACUGCGAAAUCUAGCAACAUGCGCCUGGGAAUGUGCGAGGUGUGUGCGGCGACUGAAGCACGCUACGCCUGUCCCAAAUGCGAGGUGAAGACCUGCAGCCUGCCCUGCGUCCAGAUCCACAAGAAGGAACUGACCUGCGAUGGACAGCGGGAUCGCACCAAAUUCGUGCCCCUCAGCGAGAUGACAGCCCGGGAAUUCAUGAGCGACUACUGCUUCCUGGAGGAGUGUACACGCUAUGCGGAGAAUCGUAAAUCCGAUCAGUGCAAGCGAUUCACCAGCGAUCAAAGAAAUCUCCCAGUGCCGCAGCAUCGAAUGCAGACGGCGGCCAAGAAACGCAACAUCCAAUUGCGCCUGCAAGCGGCCAACUUUAGCCGGCACAAGGAGAACACCACGUAUCUGAACUGGAAGCUGGGGCGCUUCUAUUGGCGCGUUGAGUGGCUAUUUGCCAACAUUCCGCUCGAGGCAAAUUCUGGGGAUGUGGCACGUUUUGUGGACGCCCGCUGUGAUGAGGAGCUUGUCCUGUCGGAUCUGAUCCUUAAGUACGUUGAUCUACAGCAGGAAACGGCACGGAACUAUCGCAAGCUGCUAGCCAACCAUCAAACGGCUGGUAUUGGCCAGCUCAGUUUUUGGCUUAAAGCCGAGGGCGUGCGUCGCAGCUCAACGAGAUGUUACCCCCUGGAGGCGGCCAAAACGCUGGCCGAGAAUCUAUCGGGCAGGACCAUCGUGGAGUUUCCCACCAUCUUUAUUACCUAUGAACCUAAGCCACCAGGAGGACAUGAAGCCAUUGACAGCAGUGAAGAAUUAGAGGAGGAAGAGGCGCCCAUGAGCAAACCCAGCUCAACAGUCAAAGCAACCUCAAUUGCAGAGGAUUUGGAUGAACCCCAUGAUGUCUACCAUGAUCUGGCUGCGGCCUUUGCUGGUGAGGAUAUCAGUGAACCUGAAGACGACGAGGAAUUCGAGGCACUUUACAGAGAACAAAUGGAAUCGUAAAAAAAACGAACCGCACCUAAAGAUAAUAGGCAGAUAUAUGUACAUACGUCCAAAAAUGACAUAAGAGCAAGAAGCCAUGGGCAAAGAGGCUAAUAAGUCUGCCCAGAAUUGGCCAGCGACAAAAAAAUGCAAACAAAUAUGCUGAAAGGUCACGAUGCCAGCCAUAAUCACUGUUCAUUAAGCAAAUAAAACUCUUCAAUUGUAUAUUUUUACAUAAA